CUCACUUGUAAAAGUUGUCUUUUUGACAACUAAUCAUAUUCUAAUUCUUUUUCUCUGCCCUUUAUGGAAAAGCUUUGUGACUAUUUCUUUAUUUAUUUCUGUCCAAAUUUGAUGAUCUGUAAGAAUCUCUUUAUUGGGAUUGCAAUUUCAAACAAACUUUACAUCUUCUUCUUCUCUCUGCUUUUGCCUUCACGACGAGUAGAGAGAGCCAUGGACACACUCAUUGCUCAGUUACAGAGACGAUUUUGUGAUUUCACCAUUAGUCUCUAUCACCAGGGGUUUUUGGAUGAUCAAUUCACAGAAUUGAAAAAGCUGCAAGAUGAAUGUAGUCCUGAUUUUGUGGCUGAGGUUGUUACUCUCUUCUUUGAAGACUGUGAGAAGCUUAUCAGUAAUAUGGCUAGAGCUUUAGAUCAGACAGGAAAUGUAGAUUUCAAACUGGUAGGUUCUAGUGUUCAUCAACUCAAAGGUAGUAGCUCAAGUGUUGGUGCCAAGAGAGUCAAAGGUCUUUGUGUUACCCUCAAGGAGUGUUGCGACUCUCAGAACUAUGAAGGGUGUGUGAGAUGUUUGCAGCAAGUGGAUAUUGAGUACAAGACAUUAAAAGCAAAGCUUCAAGAUCUGUUCAAUCUUGAGCAACAGAUUGUCCAAGCUGGUGGUAGAAUCCCUCAAGUGGAUAUAUAAACAAUAGACCUAUCGACAACAGAACAGCAAGAUGAUGAUCAUCCAGUUGCAUUCUUCAGACGAGUACUACUCGAAUUUGUUGCUUCGAAAAAGAAAAAAAACUCUUGAGAAUGUGUGGAAAAGAGAGGUGAUUGUUGUUCAUAGAUCAAUACUAUGUAUCUUUUGUAUCAUCAUCUCUUGAAUCUUGGUACUGAUCUUAUCUGAAUAGUAUGAAUUUGCAUCUCAUAAGACCAUAUGAACAAGAGUGAGUUAUGUAUUCAAAAACAGGAAUAUUUCCAGACACAGAAGCAUCAUAAGAAGCAGAAAAUUCAAGGAGAGCUACACAAGACAACGCGCAAAAGAAUAGACUCUGAAAGCAAAAAGCUUCACGAAGACAUUGGCAAAAGGAACAAACCAAGAACAAACACUCACAAGUGUCCCCUGUGAAAGCUGAAACCUAAAGUUAAACCCAUCAGCUAAUGUUAAGAAAGAAAACGUCACGCAGUUCUCACUGUGAAAUACAAAACGUCAACGCAGUCUCACUGUCAAAUACAAACGUCACGCAGUUCUUACUGUAAAAUAAGAAAACGUCAAGCAUUUCUCACUGUAAAAUACAAACGUCACGCAGUUUGGUUAGAUAUGUCGUUGCUUUUAAAAAAUUGCG
This is a messenger RNA of Arabidopsis thaliana (thale cress), 1321 nucleotides long. RefSeq names its product histidine-containing phosphotransmitter 3 (gene AHP3). The record is from RefSeq and is marked reviewed. The coding region runs from base 64 to 678 and encodes 204 amino acids. Gene Ontology annotation, molecular function: histidine phosphotransfer kinase activity; protein histidine kinase binding. Gene Ontology annotation, biological process: phosphorelay signal transduction system; cytokinin-activated signaling pathway; plant gross anatomical part developmental process. Lineage: Eukaryota; Viridiplantae; Streptophyta; Magnoliopsida; Brassicales; Brassicaceae. Gene Ontology annotation, cellular component: cytosol; nucleus. The transcript is spliced from 6 exons.